Molecule: messenger RNA, 3205 nt
Organism: Caenorhabditis angaria
Lineage: Eukaryota; Metazoa; Nematoda; Chromadorea; Rhabditida; Rhabditidae
Source: the annotation of a GenBank genome assembly
AUGUUUUCUAAACAAUUUCUAAUAAUUUUCUCGAUUUCAAUAAUCGGAUUAAUUAAUGCAAAUACAUGGGAUAAAGUGAAAGACUGGCCAUAUGACAUACCAGCUGUAAUUUCAGAAUUUGUGAAUAAAAUUCUUCGAUUGUAAGUUAUUUUUAAAAUGCUCAAUGCAUUCUUGGAACUUGCAGGUUUCCUCGAGUUCUCAAUAAAAAUGAUGAGCUUACGUUGUUAACUGAGCUCACAAAGUUGAUACACGAUGACAAUUUGACAGUUAUUAUGUGUGGUAGAACUUUGGGAACCGGUGCUGACGGGAAAAUAUCACUCUACGAUUAUAUACGUUUUGAACGAAAUCGUUACAUUGAACGUUUUCCUGAGAUAAUCAAUCUACACGCGAUUCAACAUCCCGAAGAAACAUUGAAUUUUGAAUUCGAUAUAACAAUGAGAAGUUCGAUGGGAUUCUAUGAUAACAGAACAAUAAAAAUCAGUGCAAUUGAUACUAAUACAAAUCCCGUUUUCUUUGACAAUUGGAUUAUAAUUCGAGUUGAGAUAAGUGGAAGUUGUGUGGAUUCAAAAAUUAUGAAUAGAAGUUUGAUAGUUAAUGAAUGGGUUCCUCUAUUAGGAUAUGGAUAUGUUAACAAAACUGCAGAAAAUGUUAUGAAUGAUGUGAUUAAAGCUAUUCCUUUCAACAAUAAGCAUUUCUUUGAUUAUCGAUCUACAAUUUUUUUCAAGCAUGUAGAUUCUGAAGAUGCGUUGUGUAUGUUUGAAUAUUUAUUGAAUAUAGAUUUUUCUCAAAUUAUUCUUCCAGUAAACUAUUUCGCAUGGGUCAUACAUUUCCUAAAACACUUCAAACAUCGCGCUGAAUUAAAUUCUUUCAUCAUCUCUGAGAACAUUGAUCAUAUCGUUUUCCGAACAUCGCAUGUCUUUGAAAAUAUCAAAAACAAUGAGAAAACUGAAAAUUGGCAUUUUAUUAUUGAAGUAACUUGUGAGCAUUUACGAGUUGCUAUGAAACCACAUAAAAGAAAUGAGGUUUGGACCAUUAAACGAAUGCAAUUCAGACCAGAUUAUGAUCUUUUUAAUAAUAUUGAAAGACAGAGGGAAGCUUUGAUGGAAGAAGUUGAUGUAUUGAUUGAAGAGUAAGUUGGUUUUUUUUUUUUGAAAAAUUGAACCACGUGCACUGGUCAGUUCUGGUUUCUAAUCUUUAUUACAGAAUUGAGAACGUUUUUGAAAAUCGACCAACUAAAAAUGCAAAUAAAAUAGAAUGGUAUGGUCGUGCUUUACAAUUCUUCAACCCCGAACUCGUUCCAAAACACGACAACAAAUCGGAUCUUUUCAAAAAAGUAUUCGAAGUUUCGUCAUCAUUAAAUGUAAGAUUUAUUAUUAAUUUCAAUAAUUUGGUAGUCCAUCUUUUAGCUUGAAAAGUGUGAUAAAAUUCUGGAAAAGGAUGGGAAGAAUCUAAUGGUUAACAUUUAUUGUCAAUAUUGGUAUUUAUCAAGUGAAAAUCGGAAAUUGUCAAGGAAGGUAAAAUUGGAAAUUAUCGGAGGAAUGGUGAGGUUUGAACGGAAUAGAAUUGUUUUGUUAAAAACAAUUUUUCAGGACUCAUUCAAGAUCGAAGCAAUUAUAAGAGUAAUUCGGAUAUUUGAUCCAAUAAAAAUUACAACUAAAUACAGAAAUGACAAGAUUUAUGUAAGAUAGAUUUCAUUUUUUUGAAGAAAAAAACCUAUGUGAAUUUUCAGUCAUCCUUGAGUUAUAGAGACACAGUGAAAAUUAAUUUUAAUUAUUUCGCGGAUUUAGUUACAAGAUUAUUAAUUGGACAAUCAAGUUAUGAAUAUUUGGAUUGGGAAAAUAAUUUCAAAAAACUUGUUGAAUACACCAACAACAAAGAAUUUCAUGCAAAAAUUUGCGGAAAAUCCUACAAGAACAAUGCAGCAGCAGCAUUUUUCAAAAAAUAUCUGGAAAGAAAUCGAAAAACAACGAAGCUUUCGAAAUUUGAUAUUGAAUUGUUCACAAUUAACGAGGUAUCCAGUACACAUUUUAAAAUUGUUUAUACAUCGAUUAAUUCAAUGGGUUUUCUCGCCACUGAAAAUUAUACAUUCAGUGCGCAAAAAAGUUUGUUGGCAAGAUGGACAAUUGAAUCAGUUGGAAUCAAUGGAUCUUGUAUUUAUGAGAAUUUGAAUAUUGAUUCAAUUCAUUCAAGGAUAUCGGAAAAUGUGGACUUGAAUAAAGAAAUCAAUGAAGUUGUUAACGGAAUUCAGUAAGUUUGAAUUUCAUUAAAUAUUUAUUCAUUCUAGUUUUUCAUUUAAAGAAUUCCAUAUAUCGAGAAUGAAAAUAAUAUCAAUGUUAAUCUAUAUUCUGAAAAUUUUGAAGGAUACAUCGCUGCCAACCCAAAUAUUAGAGAAGUUUAUCAACUUCCAGAUUUCACAACUUAUUUACGUAAUUUUGUGGAAGUUAAUAAAUUGAGACAGCGAUCGAAUUCAACAAUAAUUAAAAUUGAACCGAAUAGUUUUGUUGUGAUGAUGUCAAUGAUUUUUGAUCAUUUUAUAUUUCACGUAAAUCAAUCAUCAAAUGAUGAAUGGAUGUUUUUUAUUGAAGGAUCAAGAAAUGCUGAAAAGAAAUGGGAAAUAAUAAAACUAGUUAUGUCACCAAGAUUAGAGUUUCUCACAAAUAAUAUAACUCAACGAAGAGCAGCAACUUAUCAUAUGUUGCAUUCAGAACACGAGUAGGUUAAUAAUUAUUUUAUACUAGAUUCAAAAUAAUUUCAUUCUUCCAGCUACUCUGACAUUCUUAAAAAAGUGAAAGAUAUGCCACGAAAUUCAAGUCAUCCAAAACUUGAUAUAGAAAAUUGCGAGUCCAGAAUGUACAACCUGGGCACAGCUCUGGAAUUUCACAAGUUUUUCAUACGUUUUGUGGAAUUUUUAAAAUUAUCAGAUUUCAAAACUGUCAUUGAUCAAUGGAGAAAACCUCCAGUAUUCAAGUCGUUUGAAUCUUUUUCUUUUGAAAUCAAAUAUGAAUUGACGAUUUCUGGAAUUCGCAAAGCAUUUGUGGUUAAUCAUUUUGCAGAAUAUGUGAGAUAUUAGAAAAAUUUACAGAUUAAAGUUAUAAAUAAGAUUUUGCAGAACUUCAAGCAUGGAUAUUAUCACGAUACAAAACUUGAGCUAACUUGUCCAGUUGAUAUUGCAAGAUACUAUAAAUUCCCAAGAAAUUAUCAUUAA